Messenger RNA from Podarcis muralis (Common wall lizard), 2262 nucleotides. It is a transcript of the gene CYP26A1, whose product is annotated as cytochrome P450 family 26 subfamily A member 1. Gene Ontology annotation, molecular function: heme binding; monooxygenase activity; iron ion binding. Gene Ontology annotation, biological process: sterol metabolic process. The record is from RefSeq and is a predicted model, not a curated record. Lineage: Eukaryota; Metazoa; Chordata; Lepidosauria; Squamata; Lacertidae.
ACUGCGGCUGGCUCCCAAGUGCUUUCUGCAGAGCGCAGGAGAGAGGCGGAGACAGGGAAGGCGCAAAGCCCGCCCAAGGCAGGCAGAGUGCAUCGACGGGGCGGAGCCUGCCGGGCCCGAGGGGCAAUUAAGGAUGAACUUUCGGUGAACUAAUUGAUCGCACGGCCCAAGGUAAAGUGGGCAGCGACCUGGGCCGAGGAUGCCUAUAAAAGGGGGCCCCCGCCGCGGCGCUGGGCCCUUGCGCUCACUCGCCAGCCCCCGGGGGAAGUCUGCCAGCCUGCCCGCCAGCCUGACGGCAGGUGCCCGCCCCGCUCGCUGCAGCCCGGCCCCGGCGGCCAGCAUGGGUUUCUCUGCCUUGCUGCCCAGCGCUGUGCUCACCUUCGUGCUGCUGCCGCUGCUCCUCUUCCUGGCCGCAGUGAAGCUGUGGGACUUGUACUGCCUGCGCGGCCGCGAUCCCAGCUGCCCGCUGCCCCUGCCCCCUGGCACCAUGGGGCUGCCCUUUUUCGGGGAGACGCUGCAGUUAGUGUUGCAGCGGCGGAAAUUCCUGCAGCUGAAGCGGCGCAAGUACGGCUACAUCUACAAGACGCACCUCUUCGGGCGGCCCACGGUGCGCGUGAUGGGGGUGGACAAUGUGCGCCACAUCCUGCUGGGCGAGCACCGGCUGGUGGCAGUGCAGUGGCCGGCGUCGGUGCGCACCAUCCUGGGCGCCGGCUGCCUCUCCAACCUCCACGACGGGCAGCACAAGCACCGCAAGAAGGUAAUCAUGCGCGCUUUCUCCCGGGAGGCCCUGCAGCACUACAUGCCGGUCAUCCAGGAAGAGGUGAGCGCCUGCCUGCGCCAAUGGCUCCUGGUGAGCGCCGGCGGCGGCUCUUGCCUGCUUGUUUACCCGGAGGUAAAACGCCUCAUGUUCCGCAUCGCCAUGCGCAUCCUACUGGGCUUCCGGCCCAGCCCGACGGCGGGCUCGGACGGCGAGCAGCACCUCAUGGAGGCCUUCGAGGAGAUGAUCCGCAACCUCUUCUCGCUACCCAUCGACUUGCCUUUCAGCGGCCUCUACAAGGGCUUGAGGGCGCGCGAUGUCAUCCACGCCAAGAUCGAGGAGAGCAUCCAGGCGAAGCUAGCCGGGAAGGAGCCCCCCGACGGCUACAAGGACGCGCUGCAGUUGCUGAUGGAGCACACGCGGGGCAACGGGGAGCAGCUCAACAUGCAGGAGCUGAAAGAAUCUGCGACGGAGCUUCUUUUUGCUGGGCACGAGACAACUGCCAGUGCUGCUACAUCCUUGAUUACUUUCCUAGGCCUUCACCAAGAUGUGCUGCAGAAAGUGAGGAAGGAAUUGCAGGAGAAGGGAUUGUUGGGCAACAUGAGCCAAGAGAAGCAUUUGGAAAUGGAACUCUUGGAGCAACUGAAGUACACUGGCUGUGUCAUCAAGGAGACUCUCCGUCUGAGUCCACCAGUUCCUGGAGGAUUCAGAGUGGCUCUCAAGACUUUUGAGCUAAAUGGCUACCAGAUUCCUAAAGGUUGGAAUGUCAUUUACAGUAUCUGUGACACACAUGAUGUUGCGGAGCUUUUCACCAACAAAGAUGAAUUCAACCCCGACCGCUUCAUGUCUCCUUUCCCAGAAGACUCCUCACGCUUCAGCUUCAUCCCUUUUGGAGGGGGCUUGAGAAGCUGUGUAGGCAAAGAAUUUGCAAAGAUUCUUCUAAAAAUCUUUACUGUAGAGUUGGCCCGGAACUGUGACUGGCAACUUUUAAAUGGACCACCAACAAUGAAGACCGGCCCUACUGUGUACCCAGAGGACAAUCUGCCAACAAAAUUCACAAGUUUCAAUGGUCGGGUUUAAUAAAUUCCGGAACAGUAUCACUGUGAUCUUAACUUAAGUUUUGGUGAAUUUAAAACAUGCACAAUGGCUUUUCAUAGUGUCCUAAAUUCAAUAUUAUAUAUUUAAAUUUAUAAUGUGUAAUAGUUAUUUAUAAGUGUGUUUUCUAAGAAUAUUUUUAAAGCUAUUUCAUGUAUUAAACUUUUUUUUUUUUUUAGGCAAGCACUGUAAUUAUGAGUCCUUGGGAUUCAUAAAUGGAUAAUUUUAUUUCUAUAGAAAUAAAGUUUCCUUCUAUUUAAGAAUCGUACUCAAAGCUUGUUUACUAAUUAUGCUGAAACCAUUUAAGGACCUUUAUGUGUAUCCAGACACAUGGUCAAAAGUUAAAUGGAAUUAUAUGUAUACUGUGAACCAAAUUAUGUCAUAAAUAAAAAAAAACUCUGCAGCUAGAA